Molecule: messenger RNA, 2743 nt
Organism: Populus euphratica (Euphrates poplar)
Lineage: Eukaryota; Viridiplantae; Streptophyta; Magnoliopsida; Malpighiales; Salicaceae
Exons: 6
Coding region: 616-2259 (547 amino acids)
Molecular function (GO): translation initiation factor activity; mRNA binding
Source: RefSeq, a predicted model, not a curated record
CUACUUUUCUUAAAGCCCAAGUGAAUCUUCCCCGUUAAGAAAAUCCUGAAAAGUUACACAAGCUGGAUGAGCUCCUAGCCUACCCCUACUAGUCAAGGCGUCUGCGCAGCUAGCAUCGCAAAGCUACCCGCCCUUUUCCACCAAAAAUGAAGGUGGAGAUUCCGAAGAGCAUCUUGACCGUCCAAUUGAAUGAAUUCGAAAAUCACUGACGCCUCCCUUGCAAGUGGGCCACACAAUCCUCCACUACCCCCAACUUACCAACCAAGUAUCCCUGCAACCUAUCUUCCUCUGAUCUCAUCGAGUCUGAUCACUCCCAUCUCAUCACCCGCGGGUCUCCUUAGCCCUUCUUUCAUCCCUUCCCGUUUAUAUUAAAAAUUAAAAAUAUUUGAAAAACAAAAACCAUCGACGCACCAAAACUCAACUGCAACCUCCCUCCUUUUUCUUCAUCUUCAUCAACGCAUGUUCCCGGUGCUCCGGUUCCCUUAACGGAGCCCAAGCUCAACACCCACCCGAAUCUCUAUCCCUUUCUGAACUCACCAAUUUUUCAUUAUUCCAAAAAUCCUUUAAUUUUCCAUUGCCCCUUUGCGGAUCUUUUUUUGUUUUUUAUUUUUUAAAAUGUCAAAACAGAGGAGCAAAAUCGGCGCAUGGGCAGCCGAUGCGGAGCAAGCCGAGGAAGAGGAGCGUGCAGCCGUUGCAGCAGCCGUUUCUCAAAGUUCCCCUAAACUGAAAGAAGUUGCCGGAACCGCUAAGAGUAAAAAGAAGAUAAUGUCUCUAAAUGAAUUCCACUCCACGUCCUCCGGCGGCGGUUUUGAAUCCAGAGGAUUGACUCCGGACGAGAGGUUCCGCCUCCCUACCGGUCCAAAAGAGCGUUCCGAAGAAGAAAUGCAGUAUGGACGCCUCGGCAGUGGAUUUUCCAAUUAUGGUCGAACUGGGCCGCAGCCUGGACGUAUGCGUGAUCGUGAAGACAGCGAUGGAUCUUGGGGAGGUGGUGGUGGUGGUAGAAGGCAAUUUGGUGGCGGUUAUGAUGAUGAUCGGAGAGGUCCAUCUUCUUCUAGGGUUUCUGAUUACGAUCAGCCUUCGCGUGCUGAUGAGGUUGAUAAUUGGGCAAUGGCUAAGAAACCACUGCCUUCAUAUGAUUCUGGACGACAAAGCCGUUACGGUUCACUCGGCGGUGGAGGCGGUGGCGGUGGUUUUGGAGGUGGUUCUAGAGCUGAUGAAGUUGAUAAUUGGGCGGUUGGUAAAAAGCCGUUAUCUACUCCAUCUUCGACUUUUGGUUCGGGUUUUCGUGAUUCUGGGCCGGAGUCUGAUCGCCGGAGCAGAGGAGCAUACCGUGAGCUGGAGAGGGAGAGGCCUAGAUUGGUUUUCGAUUCACCAAGUGGUGAAGUUGGAGUUAACGAGCCUGUGAAAUUGGACAGGCCAAAUCCAUUUGGAACAGCGAGGCCGAGAGAAGAUGUAUUGGCAGAGAAAGGAUUGGAUUGGAAGAAGCGGGAGAUGGAAAUAGAAGCUAAGAAGACUAUGAGCUUACAAUCUAGCAGGCCAACUAGCGCGCAUUCUAGCAGACCUUCUAGUGCGCAAUCGAGUAGGUCUGAAGGGCUAGGGCUGCAGCAACAAGGAUUUGAGAAUGUGGCUGUGAAGCCAAGGCCGAAAGUGAAUCCUUUUGGAGAGGCAAAGCCCAGGGAGCUUUUGUUGCAGGAAAGAGGUCAGGAUUGGAGAAAGAUUGACCGUGAGUUGGAGCAUCGUGGUGUAGAUAGGCCUGAAACUGAAGAGGAAAAAUUAUUGAAAGAAGAAAUAGAGCAUUUGAAGAAGGGGCUUGAGAAAGAACUCACAACAAAAGGGAACCAGGAAUCUCCACGAGGUUCUGCUGACAACAUACCCAGUUUAAGGGAGAUGAUAUCUGAGAAAGAAAGGGAUUUAGAAAUUUUGGUCCUUGAUUUGGAUGACAAAGUUCGAUUUGGAUCAAAAGCCAUUGAAAGGCCAGGUUCAGGGGCAGGCAGGGCUUCUGGGUUUUCAGAGAGACCUCCUUCUAGAUCUGGGUCAUUUGACGAGUCUAGAAAUAUGGAGUUAAUGGAUAGGCCUCGAUCUCGUGGCAAGCCAGAUAUUUGGACAAGGCCUGUUGAUGACCGAAGAGCAUUUCAAGGUGGAAGGGAAAGAGGAUUUCUUGGUAGCAGAGAUUUUGACAGGCUGCGGACGGAAGAUAGAUGGUGCUCCACCACCACUUGGAUAACGAGUAACAGAGACAGGGUUUCCUUAACAGAAUGAAGAGAACUUCCUCCGGUUCAUCAUUGAUGACUCCUCAGGUGCUGCUGCACAUGUCGGACUCAUCUGAAUAGCGGGUCACACUGAGAGUGUGUACGUACUAUCGCCUGGUAUGCCAGAUUUAGGUCGGAUUUUGCAUCGGAAUAUUCCUGGGGACUUUUAGAUCAGCUGUGUGUCCAUUCGUGAUCGAGAGCAAAAUGCCUCCAUAUCAUGCAAUAUGGGAGCAAGAGCGUAACUAAGUGGAUGCCAAAAGUUCAGAAGCAUCAAGGUUGAAUUGGAGUAGAUGCAAGAGUGCUAUUUCCAACUUUAAUUCUAGCCAUAGACAUGUGUGUUCACAAUAUUUUGUAAGGGAAUGUUAGUGUGUGUUUUCAUUGUAAAUAUGCUUGUCUGGUUCAUGGAAACCCACCCAACUUCACUGUUGUGUGGCGAUGUGUGGAUGAAUGAAGUGUUAAAAUAAAAGGUAGAAUAAAAGUUUUUAAUGGUUGAA